AUGAUGGUGUGGCCCCAACCUCUCCGCAGAGGGACACGGGUCCUUUUUCUCUGCCUUUUGGUGCAGUCCCGUCUCCAGCUGGCUGCCCCCCUUCCUCAGGGGUUGGAGGGCCGGUUGGGCGAAGCUCCAGAGGCGGCCAAGAAAGAGUGGGCAGAGGUGGGCCCGGAUGCCGGGCAGCAGAAGGGCGGCAGAGAGGAGCUCUUCCAAGACUUGGAUCCCGAGGCCCUCGCCGCUGUCCUCCUGCAAGCCCUUCAGACUGCACCCCAGGGCUCCAGGGAGUCGCCCCUCAGCCCCAAGCCCAGGGCCGAUGAAGAACGCAUCCGGGGCCAGACCAGGAGCUCUGAUGUGCAGCCAGAGAGCCUGCAGGGCUGGCCAUCCAACAAGGACAGAGAUCGGCCACAGGAGGAGGAGGCCCAGGAGGCCGAGGAAAGGGCCUCUGACCAGCAGGAGCUAGAGAACCUGAAGUCCAUGUUGAAGGAGCUGCAGCACUUCAGCCCCACCGACCAGCAAGGGGAGCCUUCCUACCGCCAUCCGGCGGCCCCCUCCGAGUCUCCCCAAGGGCCCCGCCCUGACGACGUGAUCAAGGAACUGGAGGAGUACCAGCAACUCAAGCCCCACACCAAGCGCAGGGCGCCCCCCCAGGAGCCCUGGGCCGGAGCCCGGAAGCUGAGGCAGCAGCAGCAUCUGGAGCACCAGCUCCUGCAGCGCCGCUAUGAGGAGCUGGCCGAGAGCCGGAGGCAGGCGGAGGAGGCCCGCCGGGCUGCAGCCGAAGAGGAGCGCCUGGCAGACGUGGCCUCCGACCUGCUCCUCCAGUACUUGCUGAAGGAUGGCGAAGAGGAGGAGGAGGAGGAGGAGGGGCAGCGAGGGGCCAAUGCUCAGGAGGAGUCAGAAGGAGGAGGCGGAAGCAAGGCGGCCUCCCUCCUCUUUGGAGACGGGGAGGACAACGUGGCAGAAGACAAACGGUCCAACGAGACCCCGGAGGUGGGGGAGGAGGAGGAGGAGGAGGACAUAGAUCCGAACACCAUUGACCGUUUGAUUGAGCUGUCCAGCAAGCUGCACUUGCCCGCCGAUGACGUCAUUGAUAUAAUCAACGAUGUGGAGAAAAAGAAGAAGGAGGAGGGGGUGGGGCCCGAGCCCCGCAGCAAGGGCAAGCCGUUGGGGGCUCCCUCCCGCAGCAAGCCCAGGAAGGCCCCUUCCCACCCCAGUGCUCGCCAAGAGGCCCGCCCCGUCCCCAAGGCCUUCCGCCCCACGGCCUUCCAGACCUACCGCCACCUCCCCAAGCAGGAGGAGGCCGCCUGGAACGAGGUCCUGAAGGGGAACGAGUUCCCGGUGCCCAAGCGAUACCAGGCCAAGGACGGAGGCACCAACCACGUCUCCAACCACAUCAGCCCCCGGACUUUCCAAACUGCAGCCCGCCACCACUACCGCCACCUGCCGGGCCCCACGGUGCCACGGGACGGCUACUAUGACAUCCAAGCCCAUGAUGAGGACCUGGAGAACUACCUGGAGAACCUUCUGAUGAAGCGCCCCAAAGUUUUCUAG
Molecule: messenger RNA, 1542 nt
Organism: Protobothrops mucrosquamatus (brown spotted pit viper)
Lineage: Eukaryota; Metazoa; Chordata; Lepidosauria; Squamata; Viperidae
Gene: VGF
Product: VGF nerve growth factor inducible
Exons: 1
Coding region: 1-1542 (513 amino acids)
Molecular function (GO): neuropeptide hormone activity
Source: RefSeq, a predicted model, not a curated record